Molecule: messenger RNA, 22469 nt
Organism: Porites lobata
Lineage: Eukaryota; Metazoa; Cnidaria; Anthozoa; Scleractinia; Poritidae
Source: the annotation of a GenBank genome assembly
AUGACUGAUAUAAAGAAACCUCGUCCUGACACUCUCCUCAAGACAAAGUAAGUGGUAUUUACAGCAGACUUUAAAAACACAAGGUGUACAUGCAUAUACUCAUGAAUGGCACGUGUUUACACAAAGCAGCUUUUCAUUUAAGCUUACCAGGCCUAAAGAAGCCAUUAAUUUGCUGAUCAUAACAAUUUUGGUCCUCCUUUAGUUUCGAAGUUUCGUCCAAAAUCGAUGCAUUUUACACUGGAGGCAAAGUUCAGGUCAGUAUUGAUUUCUAAUUCAUUGUUGUUAGGACUUUCAAAGUUAGACUACAAUGUUAGACAGAAUAAAGUGGAACAGCAAACCCCCAUCCCCCCAAAUCAAGGAUGAAGCUGUGCAAAAGCCAAAACAUGCCAUUUUCCCAUCCUUGAUUUUGGGAAGGGGCAGAUUGUCCAAGAUUGCAGAUUCUAGAUUGAGUGGAUCAUGUCUUACUGGGGGUGUCAACCAAUGUAUCAGCCAACAUCUUGGUCGACGGUGAGUCAACAUAACCGUCGCUAUAUCGUUCAAGUGUCGGUCAAGUAUCUGUUGACAGUCAGUCAUUAUAUCAAUCAAGUGACACUUUAUUGUCAGUGGAGUAUCGGUCAAAAAUCAGUUGACAAAUCAUCCAACAAGUUGGGCUGGAUAAUAUCAGUAGUGUGUCAGAGAUGUAUUGGUGAACUGUUGGUGGAGUAUCAGUAAGGUAUUGGUGGUGUAUUGGUUGAUAAUUUGCAUUGCCUGUACAACUUUUUUUUCCAACCCUCUAUCCCAAAGCUUUUCCCUUUGUUUCAAGGUACCUGUCAACUGACACAUGAUGGACACGGUUACUCACUACAGAUUGAUCAGUUACCAAAUCGCAGGCUAUUUUCAUGCAUUGGCCGACAUUUCAGUCAUGUAUUAGUCAGCAUAACAGUCACUAUAUUGGUCGAGACUUGGCUGAUUUAUGGAAUGACAGUCAAAUGAGGUAUCAGCAGUUAUCUUGACUAAGAAUGUGUUGAUGAUCUGUCAACCAACCAUAGACUGACUGUCGACCAAUAGACUGUAGCAGCCGACUACAUGAUCUGAAUGACCAUCUUGAUAGGCUGCUGUAGUCUCCUUCCCACCCAGAGUCACGCCAUGCUCAUGGGCAGGGAAGUGGGGGCAGAGAGCAUUGUGUGAUUCCAGCCUGAGCAGCUGCAAAGGAGACCAAGACUGCUGCCGCAAUUUUGGAGUUGUCAAAUUUAGAUAUCGGGUGCUUACUAUUUAUACAAACCACACAGGUGGAAAUCUUGUACAUAAACAUAAAACAUAAAAUUUGACAUGGUGGGAGAACAAUCCACUACAGCGUAUAUCCAAAAAAUUAAUCAGCUGAACAGACUAAAAAAAUUGAAGAAAAAUUGCAUCCCCACAGUUCAUGUUUUCUGAAGCCCCCCAAAUAGAAUAGCAUGAACCAUUUGAAUUUCCAACCAGAAUGGCCAGAUUUCCUAUGUAAGUGGUAAGUACCCAUUAACUUGGAUAUAGAUGUUUCGAGCAACAACAAUUUGCUGUCUGUCUCCUUUGAAUUAUACAUAAUAACUUUGAUGUUGGACAAACCACAGCCUUGUCCAUGCCACUAAUUAAGACAAGCUCACUGUGCAUGUUAUGUACCAUAUUUAGCGUUUUAAUAUUUUUAAGCCCUGGUACUGGGAAAUUUUCACCAUUAUGAAAGUUACAAGUUUCUUAUUACUUUUUGGCUAGUUUUCCUCUGAAGAAGAUCACUUAUUAUGUACCUGCAAUGACAAGAUUCAGGUCAUUCACGUCAAAUCUGGAAAAGUUGUACAAACAUUGCAGGAGGUAAGUGCUUGUAAAUAAAGCUAUUUUUCCUGUCCAUGAAGUUAAUGUACAGUUAUUGUAUUUAUAUCAUUAAGAAAUAGCUAAUUUAUUUCCUCAUUGUUCUCAACGUAGGAAGGCGAUGUUGUGAGUUGCUUUGCUUUAAGCCCUGAUGACAAGGUAUGUUACAUUCAUUUGAUUUUUCAACUAAGGCUCUUUGGUGCUUUUGAGGAUCGUUCAUUUUUGCUGCUUCUUUACAUAAAUUAAUAAAAUUAAUGAUCACUUAGCUUUAAAAUUGGUUCUUCUGUUUCAGUUCUGUGUCACUGCCAGCAAAAGUUUGUUGUUACGACAGUGGGACUGGAUGAAUGGAACACAGAUAAGAACUUGGAAGGCACGAAACAGUAAAAAUUACAUGUCUACCAUACACUUUAUUGUCACUCAGAUACAGGCCACUAAACUGCAUUAUUUUAUUCUAGAAUGCUUUGAGUCUGAUAGGCAAUUCAUAUGCGUAAUAAAAAUGUUAUGCCCAUUUUUCAGACUCUUUUUUUAUCUCUGUAUUAUACUACAUAAGCCCGUGCAGUAUUGUUCAGCAAUGCAUUGUUUCUUCUAAUCCUAAUUAGCGUGUAUUGUAUGAUAGCAUUGUUUGUAUGCCCAUGGGCUAAGUGUUAGUAGCAUAAACUGUAGAUACACACUUGAGUAGGACAUAAUCUAUUCAUUUGGAAUGUACACUUCAAGGACACAAGUCGUGUCUGAAACUCACUUUUAUAUCAUUACAAUGUCUGAAAGAGUAGAUAUCAAGUUUAUUUGAGAUUUUGACCUUUAAAUUUAUUGCACUGUGACUAGCCUUCAAGACAGGAAAAAAAGCCUUGUUUAAAUUAGUUUGUUCAUAUUGUUAUCGGUAGAACUAAAUAUAAAAUGUUUCCUUCGGUAGGCAGUUCACAGAGCUCCUAUAGCAUCCAUGACAUUUGACUCAACAUCAACACUAUUAGCAACUGGUGAAUAUAUUUAUUUCUUUAAAAUAUGAUUCAGCUACUUGCUGGUGAUAUUAUUUGCAUAGAUGUUCUUACAAAAUAAUAAAUUAGCCAUGGAUCUUGGUAAAUAUUGAAAAUCUGAGUGGUUCUUGGGCUGUGAUAUUUUGCAUAUUUGGUCAUGGAGUGGCCAUGUUUUCCUGAAGGUGAUAAAACUAAUAUAACUUCUAGCUGGUACACAAUAAAAUUACUAAUGUUCCUUCACAAAUCAAGAUAAUUCUCUAUAAUUCUUAUUCUUGAUUCAACCAAUAUACAGGCUUCCCUGUACUGUGAAAGAUAUCACCUCAGAUUAUUUCUUAUAGCUGAAAAGUCACUCCAUGUAGAUUAUUCUCUGAUAAUAAUAAUAUAUUAUAAUAAUCAAAUAUUCAAACAGGAUAACCUUUCUUUAGCUGUCCCAGUUGAGGUGGUUGCUUGUACUGCAUUUUUAGCUUGUCCAACAGUGAAAAUGCGUGAACUCGGAUUUUUGCUUGUACAGUACAACUAAAAAAUGAGCGACUAAUGCACACUUAGGCAGCAUGGAGUCUAGUCCUGUUUAGCUCAAGCAAUGUCUCUGAAAGUUAACAAACAUUAUUUCCAGCAACCUCUUGAAUUUAUUGUGGCAAAUAAUGUGAUCAGACUUCUUAAGUAACAAAAACAUUCCUUUUGUUGUUUGAAUUCAUAGGUUCAAGUGACAGUACAGUCAAAGUUUGGGAUAUUAUAAAACAGUACUAUACACAUAACUUUAAAGGCUCCUCCGGUGUGGUAAGGUAAGUCAAAUCAGUGAUUUUUUGAUAAAUAGCAAUUCAGGGGGGAAAUAUUAUUAUACUAGACAGGUCUUUUUUGAAACUUCAAGUAGCUGGGUAAAUCAUUCAAGUAGAUGGGGAAUCAGACAGCUAGGGAUUUUGUUUCGUUCUGUUUUUCCUCCAUUUUCCUACAAAAGUAGGCAGGAGUGACAUUAAUAAUAGCUGGGGGAAACUCCCAGCCCUUAAUGACACCCCCCCUAGACAAUUUCAUCAUGAGUAUCACCAAAAAAUAUUCUUACAAUCAUCAUUAGUAGCCAUUGGAAGUGUUGUUUCACAACAUGACUUAUCAUGCAAAGGAGAAAAACUGAGCAGACUUUGCUAUGGACUUAAAAAGGGAACACAACCAACUACAAAGACAUUAGUAAUGUAUACCGGGUAUAUAUUUUUUUCAGCUUAGUUUGUUUUCAUCCCAACGCACAACUUCUCCACCUUUUUUCUGCGUCAGAUGAUUGUAAAAUACGAAUCUGGGAUCUUAAGACAAGCAGGUACAUAUACUAAUAGUAUUUGUCAGAGACUUAAUGCAUUACUAGUAUGAUUAAUAAUUUUAAUGCUUAAUGACGAUGCAUGUAUUACUGUAAUUGGACUAUUUGAAUGUUGUGCAUAAGACUGAAUCACUAUGAAUUUUUUUAUAAAUAUAAAUUUCAUGGAAAUGUUUUUGGAAAGAUAUCACUCAUUCUGUGUGCCACUUACAGGCUAUACAGGAACUUGGGUGAAAAUUUGUCCCCAAACCAUAGUCCCAUAUGGCAAUAAUUUAACAUGCUAUUGUGUACAACUACUGUGGCCAACAAGAUACUUUGUUUGAUCAGGCUUAUGGCAAAUGGCAAUAAUAUUAUGUGACCUUAGCACAUGUACAUGUACAUACACUAACAGCGAUUAGUGGUCUCACUAGAGCCAAGAGGGGAUCUGCCCCCAACAGAUGUACUUGAGCAUUGUUGAGGAAUAGAAGAUUUGAGAUCUGAGUGCUUGACAAAAAAUCGUCACAUCAUUAUGUAUCAAGGCCAAAUUCCAGGUGAAAUAACUAGACUUGUCUGGCGAUGUGAGUGGGAAAACUCCAAAUGCUUGGGCCACGAAUAACUUGAAGCCUUUAUCAUCAAAAGUUUGAGAUUCGGAGCAUAACCUCCUUGUGCUUGGGGUCAUAUGUUUUGACCAUAGAUAAAAAAAACUGGCAACAAAGUCGGGUAGCUCCAACUUCUCGAACUCAUUUAUUGGCGCACCUGGGGAAAAUUCUUGGGUCCAGUAAAUAGCUCUCUUCUUUCUGGUCAUUCUGGACUUUGUACACUUGCCCCCAUUGAUGGCUUCUUUUGAAACAGCGUUGUCAGGUGAUGUCUUGCGGAGUUUCAGAACCUCCAGCUCCAAUGCCAACGUGUCUCGCUGUAACUUGACAGGUUUGAUUUUCUCUGUGAUGGAAGUAAAUGAAAAGGUUUAUCGUCUGGCAGAGGUCUUGAAGGGAUGGAAUUAAUGGUGCUGGGUUGUUGCUGUGGCAAAGGCUGGGGCAUGGGAGAGAUGCCUGCAGGGGCCAUUUCAUGAUCAAUCUGAUCUAUUCAAAAGUGCAUGUAUUGAAAGUCUGGGUCUUUUUUCAGUUUUGAGAUGUGGCUGGAGUGUUGAAGAGAGACCGAAGAAAACAAUUGAGCCAUUGAGAUUUUCAAAAGUUUAAAGACAGUGAACUGAAUAGUUCAAACUGUUCAACGCAAGAUAAUGACGGAAGUUCUAAACUGAUCUUAUUGAAUCUUACAUGUGUAUAAUUGACACUUACAUCAUUGGACAAUCAUCAAUUCUCACUAAUGACAACUAACGCAAUUGCACUGAAUUACUGUAAAGUACCAUGGAUAGGAGUAGGUCAUAGUUUUCUGGUCUUACUGGUUUUCUGGUAUUUUUCUAAUGUGAAUGUUAGGUGUCUUGCGGUGUUAGAGAGUCAUUACAGUGUGGUAACAUCUCUUGCAUUCUCUCACUGUGGACAGUAUGUGGUCAGGUAAGACCAGCUUUAAUAUGAUUUAAACUCUAAAACAUUAAUGAUUAUUGGUCUGUGUGUUGUUAAAAGUUAAAUACAUGAUCUCUUUGGAUCUGUUUUUGUGUUUAAUACAUUGCAUGGGAGAAAUUCAUUACAAAACUCAUUAUGAAACAUCAAAGGAGAUAAAUGUAACUUGAUAUAUUAUUUCAUACAUUUUGUAGCUCAAGUAGAGACAACGUUUUAAACAUGUGGAAUUUAUCUAACAAAAAACUUUUGAGGACAGUCCCUGCUUUUGAGGUAAGGUUCACUUUUUCACAAAUAUUGGCUCAAACAUUGAGUCGGUAUUAUAUUUAAUUUGUGUCUUUGAUUCAGUUAGACACCUUUAGUAAGUAAUGGACAACUUCAGAGGAGAGUCUGUGAUUUAAAGUGAACAAUAAUUAUUUAUUAUCAAUCUAAUAAAUUCCCCUGAGAGGGGCCCAAUUCUUAAAAGACGUGCUAAUCUGAAAAUAGAGUUUAACUCUAAAGUUACUUAAUUUGCUUCUUUGACAAAGGCAUGUUGUUUUAGUAUGAGACCAAAGGCUGCUUCAUGAGUCCAGCUUUCAUUAAUCAGCCUUUCCUAACAAUAUUCCUUAAACUUCAGAUUAGCCUCUUUUUCUGUUUAAAGCUUGAUUUUCAUUGUUUUCAAAUCUGAGUAUCGGUUAGCUUUAAAUCAUUGGCUUCUGAAUUCAGUUGUAAUAUUACUAUACAUGUAAUUCCAAAGAAUUGCACCCAGAUGAGGCCAAGCCUGCACAUAAAUGCGUAUUAAAAUUUAUCUGAUGGCCGUUUUUAGGAUACUAUGGCCUGAAAAUGGUGUCUGCAGCACGAGAACAGUCAACUGUAUAUGUAAAAUCUAAGACUUGACUUAUGAAUUAUUUAACUAGGGAGUUGAGUCAGUUGUUAUGCUACCCAUUGGAAUAGACUGUCUUGGGUGUAAUGACAAAAGCAUAGAAUACUUUAUUACUGCAGGAAGCAAAGGUACUGUACAAUUACACAUGAAAAUCAAUAUGAAAUUGCAUUGAUUUAAGUAUUGUAUUAUGCAUUGUAAAAGAUGUGAUGAUCGGAAUGUUAAAUGUGUGGAACAAUAAAAAGAUCUCGAGUCCUGACAGAAUUCAGACCUAACACCUCCUUAACACUGGGCAGCUACUCCAUCCACUGAGUUACGGACUGAGAGACUCAUGGAUAGCAAAGCCAUAUAUGUACUAGGUCUAUCUUUGACUUGUGUAUUCUGCAUACUGUUUGGAUCAGCGGCGUCAAGAGUAUAGUAUGAAAUAAAGAAAGAUAGUGAUGAGGAUUGUAGGUGCUUUAUCCACUUAGCUAUAGUGAGCGUCAUUGAGAGCAAUACCAUAUUUUUGGGUCAUAUUUCAAAUGCGUCCUACAUAAUUUUAGGAUCAGCAAUGUUGAAAACGUACUGUAUUAAAAGUCUUCAUCUUUCUUUUUUCAAAGUAUUUAUGUCUGAUUUUAGUAGAAUUGUACUACAUUAUUCAUACCAUAGUGUUGGUCUGUAUUUGUAGGCCAGCUAAGGGUCUGGAAGUUUUCAGAUGGCAAGUGUGUGUUUAGUAAAACAAUUCUGCAAGCUAAAAAUAACAAAAACAAAGAGAGCAGCAAAGAUGAGAGUGGACAGCAGAUUGUACAUGCCACUCUAUGCCACACCUUGGGAAUGAUUGCAGUGGUAACCUUCGAUCAUAACAUUGUACUUCAUGAGCUUGCAUCUCUCACAAGAACUAAACAGGUACCGCCAAUUAAAAUUAAUUUGGCCCUACAAUGAAUGAAAUGGUAUUAUAUAAACUGUCAAUUUAUGGUACAAACAUUGUCCCAAAUCAUUUGGAAUGACAAAUUCAAUGUAACUUCUCUACUAUGCAUAAUGAUAGUAAUGAUUAAUACCUACAGUAAGUAAAGAUUCAACCCUCAUUACCUACAAUAUUAUUCUCCUCAAUAUUUCUCAAUAUUUCACUAUUUCUACAUUUGACAAGAAAAAGGAAAUUUAUACUUGUCACUGUUGUAUUGUGUCUUUAGUUUGUAGGAUACAACGAUGAAAUACUGGACCUAUGUUUUGUUGGUGCAGAUGAGAACCAUUUAGCUGUAGCUACUAACAGCAGUCAACUAAGAAUUUAUGACUUAACAACCAUGAACUGCCAGUUAUUAGAAGGACACACAGACACUAUUUUGUCUUUAGAGGUGAACAGCAAUGGCGAUAGAUUGAUUACUGGUUCAAAGGUAAUCUGAAAUUUUUAUUUUUAAUUAGUUUCAUAAUAAGUAUUUUUGCACAACCAAAGUGGCUUUGUUCCUUGUAUAAUACCUGUGAGUUAUCUAGACUUGAUUAACUUGAAUUGUUUACUUUGUCGACAAAACCAAGUUUUCAAGUUUCACUCUUCUACCAAAUGCAGCGAUCUACACUGAAAAUUACACUUUUGUUCACCUUUGUUCACUGAACAAAUUGUAGCAUGGGUUUAGACUUAAGGGGUCUACAUGUAGGUUGCUUCCAUCAGGUUAAGACUGUCAAAUAGUAAUGCCAACAUUUUAUCGUCAUAUGUAAUUUAUUAUUGUGAUGACAUAAUGUUGGUAUUAUAAUAUUAUUUCACACUCUCAACCUUAUGGAAGUAACCCUAAGACCCAAAAUGAAAUGUUUUUAAAGUUUCAGUGUUUUAUACAUGUACUUAGUCUUGUUAUCUGGUUGCACAUGAUGUUAUAAUAAUAUUGUUUUUUACAGUUUGUCCUUUUUUAUUUCAUGAUAGGAUAAUACAAUUCGGAUUUGGAAGAUGACAUGUGAAACUGAGUUUAAGUGUGUUGCUGUUGGAGUGGGGCAUACCCAUGCUGUGACUACUGUCGCAUGGUCCAGGUAAUAACUUUUUCCUUCAGCCUUUAAACUAAAUUAUUAUUAUUAUUACUAUUUAUGCUUGUAAAAAUGCAUUUAGCCAGGAUUGAGUAAUAUAGUCAUUAGUUUACCAAUGAAUCUUUAUUGGCAAGUGUAACACAGUGACCAAGAAAGAUUCUCGUUUAUAUUACAUAUAUGUUAAUGGGUGUUUGUUUGUACAUUAGGCUUAGCAGCAGCUUUGUUGCAAGUGGGAGCCAGGAUAAUACAAUCAAGAUAUGGAAUGUGCCUUCUGUUGUGGACAACGUAUGUCAUGUCUCUUUUGUACUGUUUUAAAAAUCCCUAACUAUCAAAGAAUACUCCAUCACAUGAGCACUUUCCUUUUUUUCAUAAUUAAGUUUUCCUAAUAGCAGGUAGUUACAAUCUCAGACAAAAAUACUUAGUCAAGAACACUUGCAAGUUUCUUAUUGACAGAGAAGGAGUCGAUCCUUCUGUUGUCCACAGUGCUAUGUAAAGGGUAUGUAUUCCUAAUUAGUAGCAGUCUUAAUGUCUUGCAGUGAAUUGUGAUCCAUUCAUUGUGUAUUUCCUUGAGUCUUCAUGAUACAGUAGCCAGAGCACUCUCCUUGAGGUUUUAAAUGGCUGUUGUUUAUGGGGGAAAAAAGUGUUAUCUGCUAGCACUCCCUUCAGUGGAUUCUUCACAAGGUGUUGUACCUUGGGUUUAUACCCCUAUCCAAACACAGAAAUUUCAACCACAAUUAGCUAAAUUAGAGGUAUUUUCUCUAUGGUGAAACUGUUUGUAGGAUGUGCCAGUCAAGAUGACGGUUCGAUUCACAGAAAAGGCGCAUGAUAGGGUAAGCUAUUCUACAUUUAAUACCAUUGAAUCCUUGAUUCAAAGUAAAAGCACUGGAAUCAUUUGGGUAAGAGAUAAAACAAACAUACAUAGAUCCACUGAUCAGCCACCCAACCAAUAACUCUAUUCCAGGUUUAUUACUAUACCACUGCCAGCAGUCAGCAGUGGUUUUACAGGCUUUGAGUCUCUUGUAGCAAAUAGUAAACUUAAAACUAGUUGCACAUGUAUGAUCAUGACUCAAAUACGUUCAAAUUACACAUAAACUUCAUUUUUGCUCCUCUUUAGCUAUUACAGUAGCCUCUUAUAGAUUUAAGAGUACUAAAUAUUAAUUACAAACUACAGUUUUGAUUGAGAAAAUUUAUGGAGAAAAUUAAAUCUAGGUGCAUAUGCUUUGCUGCAGGAUAUCAAUUCCAUUACAGUUUCACCAAAUGACAAGCUGCUUGCUACUGGUUCACAAGAUAAAACUGCUAGGGUAGGAAGACUGUAAAUUAUUGUUUUAUUAUUGAUACUACUUUUCUUAUUAUUGUUCUUAUAAUUGUGUUAUAAUGCUAGACAUUAAACUUAUUAUAUUUUUAAUAAUGUUUCAGAUGUUUGUUAAUUAUUGUUGAGCAUUUUUGCAUUUUUUGUUGUUAAUGACCCAAGCUAAGGCACUGAUGAUACUUGAAGUAGAGUUGCAAUUAGAAGUGAUCAUGAUUGUUUUUGUGCAGUUGAAAACUAAUUAAUACUCUGUGAUCAUGCUCUCAAAAAUUUGGCCUCUCAAGCAUGUGAGGAUAGGGUUUUAGGGAAGUGGGCUAGAAAAUUGGGGUGAGGGAACUCCCUUGGUUCCCAUUCUAUAUCCCUAACCACAUUUUUUUGACCCAAGAUACUAGAAGCAGUUCAUGUAAUAAUAAUAAUAAUAAUAAUAAUAAUAAUAAUAAUAAUAAUAAUAAUAAUUUUUUUUAAUAAUAAUACAAAACUUUAUUCAUAGAUUUUAAAAAAUAGACUAUUUACAGAUUCAAGAAUAUGAAAAAUUUUAAAUGUAUAUGUUGUAGUUAAUUUUUUGUCUCAGUUAAUUUUGUUUUCUAACUAGUUAAUUUUUUUCCAACUAGUUAGUUUUUUUUCUAACUGGUUAGUUUUUUUCUAACUGGUUUAUUAUUUCUAUCAACUGUCUAAAAAGGGAUUUUCUUUUAUGGGGUGUGGUUAAAAAAUAGGGGCGUGGUUUUUUAGGGGGUAUAAAAACAAAUGAAAUAAACAUUGAAACAAUUGGGAGAUGUCUUUUGAUUACUUUCUCCAUUCCCCACUGAGUCCCAUUACUCCACUCACUACCCCCAUUUACUCUACUACCCCUCUAUUUUUUAUUUUUUAUUUUACUACAACAUUUGCACUUACCAAGCCUUGAACUCUCACCUUCUAGACUGAACUCGCUGCAUCUCAAGGACUAUGCGAUCUCCACUAUACCACAGAGGCUCUUGUUCCAAAUCACUGAAAAUUUCUAUUAAUUAUCUCUUAUUCGACCCAGUCCCACCCCAACCCAGAUUUAAUUUAUGAAAGCAUUCGAGCAUGCGCGUUGCCUAGAAAACAAGACUUAACACGAUGAAGGUUUUUCGAACUCGGUAACAUUCGCUUCGAAAUGGAAGAUUGUGUCCAUGAAAAAACUUUCUACGAAAAGUUAGAAUCCUUAAAGCCCGGAGAAAGCAAAGUUACAGUUUAUAUCGACGACUCGUUUUAUGAAAAUGCGAAGAAUUAUCUGCAAACUCUUCCGAAAUUUCAACAAGGCAAAGAACAUGAAUCACAUGCCGAACUUUCCAAGCGUGAUAUCAGCACUAUAAAACGGAAAGGAUGGACUCUAAAGGGCGAAGAAAUUGUUACCGCAAAUAACAAGGUCGUUGUACCGAAAAGUAAGCUGCACAAAGUUCUCUGUGAAUGUCACUCUUCGACCGCGCACCGCGGAAGAGACAAAACCAAUACUUACGUGAAAGGUAUUUAUUCUGAAAUACCACAACAAGUUGUAUCUUUGUUUACAAGUUUGUGUAAACUGCAUGCCCAACAGAAGAGCACUACCGACCACAAAAAGCGACCGAUAACAAACCCAAUCAGUGCUGAAACGUUUAUGUCCCAUAUAGAAAUUGAUCUUAUCGACUUCAGAAACGUCAAAUGUUCGUGUACUAAUAGCCAUCAGUGGGUUCUACACGUAACUGACCACCACACCAAGUAUUCUUGGUUAUAUGCUUUGCACAAUAAAACGGCAGAUGAAGUGUUAGCAAAAUUAGAAGAGUUAUUUUGGCUUUUUGGAUUUCCGCAAACCCUGCACACCGAUAAUGGUAAAGAGUUUAAAAACAAACUAAUGCAUGAAUUCUGCCAAAACCAUGGGAUUAAACAAGCACAUGGUGCACCGAGAAAACCACAAACACAAGGCCUUGUGGAGAGAAAUAACAGGACUAUUAAAGAGAACUUAACAAACAUACUUAAAGAGAACCAAGCUGAUGUCACAACAUGGUGUUCAAGACUGGGAGAAGCAGCUUACAAGAAGAACAUUACCAUCCACAGAGCUGUCAAGGAAAUACCAUAUCGACUUGUUUUUGGAAUUGAUCCCAAAAAAGAAAAGAAGUUGAAUCCCACCCAAGAAGAACAAGAAGAAGAUCAGCUGUCAGAGAUGGCAAAUACAAAUGCGCCAGUAAAACGAAAAACCCCACCCACUCCUGAAUAUGAAAGCAGGAAAAGAACAAGAAUUGAAGUCAAUUCACGCAAAAUUGAGUACAAUGAAAAAAUGAAGAAGUCCAGGCAAAAGCCUCAAACACUUAAUAUUGGAGAUUUUGUUAGCAUCAAAAUUGACCUAGUAGAUAAAAAACCUUUUUAUCCAAAUGUGCUUAUGGGAGAAAUCAUUGCAUUUGAAAAUGAAUAUGCUAAAGUUGCUUGCAAAUUUGGAAUUAUUACCACCCUCAUUUCCCCAGCUAGAUUAGUUAAAUGCCAAGCAACAAAUAUUAAAAUAAGCAAGGAUAAGGAAAUCACAUUCACAAAAGCAAGCAAAAUGGCAAUAGAGCAGUAGAACAAUAAACUUUAUUUCACAGUUGUGUGUAAAUUCAAAUAUUUAUUGAUGUAUUUAAUGAUUGAUGCACAUCAACAUUGAAUGUACGCGGUAGACAACUCAAUUAGAACGGAAAUGACAUUAUGUCAGUGUUGUAAUUAACACCAUGUAUAGUAGUAUAAUGCAGUAAAGCCAAUGUGACUUCUUACGUUUUUCUGUGAUUACAAAUAUUAAAGGACAUUCAACAUGUUGUUAAAUAGAUCGUUAUUGAUCUUGGUAAAUGUGAUGAUAAUGUGAAUUAUUCCAUGGAGAUACUCAAUACAAACUCAAUUUUCAUGAAGAAGCUAACCCUAACCCUUAAUGAAAGCCAACCCUAACCCUAACCCCAACCUUAACCCAAAACUUAUAGCUAACCCUAACGCGACUCAAACAAACAAAAAAACCCUUGAGCAUUUACUUAAAAAAGAAAAUAACAGGUUUUAUAAAAAUAAUUUGUUGCAAAAACAAAAAUCAACCAGCCAAAAAAAAUGUAACUAGUUAAAUUAUUAUUUACGUACUUAGAAAAAAAUAAACUAGUUAGAAAACAACAUUAACUGAGACAAAAAAUUAACUGCAACAUAUACCCUAUGUAUAUAUGUUGCAGUUAAUUUUUUGUCUCAGUUAAUUUUGUUUUCUAACUAGUUAAUUAAAAAAAAAAAAAUAAUAAUAAUAAUAAUAAUAAUAAGAGGAGGAAGAAGAAGAAAGAUCUUUUUUACAGAUGGCCUGGGUCACACAAUGUGGUUUUCAACAGGGCACUGCAUAUAAAAAAUAAAAUUGCUAAAAUACAGUACUAAAAAUGACAGAAACCUAAUAAUCAAAAAUCAAAUGAACUAACAAAAUUUCAUACCUAGGAAAACUGAAAUUAAAAAAAAAAACCUUGUAUUGAGAUUUAAAAUUUUUAAGUUAUGACAUUUUAAACGCAUUAAAAGGCAGACACCUCAUCUGUACCGAGAGGGAAUUGUAGUCUUUCAAUGCACCAUUAAAGGAUCUCAGCAGUCCCCUGUUAGUAUUUGAUCUAAUAGUUCCAAUAGUUUCCUUGGAGCGAGAGUUAUCGCUGUGAUAGUCUAAACCUCGAGUAAUCGUCACUGCUGUUUCUUUCACUGUCAUUAAUAAAUAAUACAUAAAAAGACAGUGUUGUAUUUGCUUUCUGGUUGAUAGAUUCAUCCAUUUUCAGAUCUGAAACUGCGUUAGUGGAAAAAAAGAAUGCAGUGCUCAAUCCAGAACUAUCUUGGCUGCCUUACUUUCCAUGACCAUUGGUGACACAGAUCUUCCUUGCAUAAACUGGGAACAGAUGUUUGAUCAUGUAGAUGUUACAAAGUUAGAAACAAGGCAAUAAUGAUAAAUUUGAAUUAACCUGUAUUAUGUUCUUCACCAUAGAUAUGGGUUAUAGCAAGUGGUUCAUCGUUAGGAACUUUACGUGGUCACAAGAGAGGUGUUUGGUGUGUAAAAUUCUCACCUGUGGAUCAGUGCCUAGCCACAUCAUCUGCUGAUUCCACUAUCAAGAUAUGGGCCUUGUCUGAUCUGACAUGUGUCAAGACAUUUGAGGGACACACAAGUUCAGUUUUAAGGAUAUGCUUUAUAACCAGAGGGAUGCAGCUUAUAUCAAGGUACAGCCUUUAGUAUUGAACUAGAAGGUGGAUUGUAAAUUAAUUUUAAAAAAAGUAGCAAAACAAAAUAAUCAUUCUUCCAAUAAAACUUUGCAUUCAUUUUAUAGCCUGAAAAAGCACCACUCCUGGUUUCAGUUUCCUGGUCAUCUGAGGAAUGAAAUCCUCUAGGUGUCCCUUUGUGGCAUUUUUGGACAUACAACUUUAGUGAUAUAACAUCACUUACAAACAAAUUGCACUUCACUAUACAGUGUAACACUGUCUAGCUGAAAGCACUGAGAUUGCAAUUUGAUAUGUAACAAUUGUUAUUACUUAAUACAACUUGAAUGUCUUUCCACAUGAUAGACCAACUUAACUGAAGUGAUGGGGACUUCCACAAUAAAGACAACUUAUUUUCCUGAAAGCUGGAGUCCUUUUAGUGAUGUGGUUACUGCCUCAGCUGCAGUUGUUGCUGUUGAGUGAUUUUGUGCGUUUUGAAAUGGUUUUGCACGUUUGUUUUACUUUCCAGUGGUUCUGAGGGUCUUCUCAAGUUAUGGACAAUAAAAACCAAUGAAUGCCUCAAGACAUUUGAUCAGCAUUUAGAUAAGGUAACAGUAGUUCUAAACAUCAAAACUGAAAUUAAACCUAGUAAAAACAGGAAAGAAUAAAAAACAUAAAAUAUCUUGAAAAAAAAAAUGUUAACAUUUUAAGAGGUGUUACUUAAUAUGCUCAUCAUGACAUAAGAUUGAGAUAAAAAAAAAUUCCAGGGGCCCAUUUCUCAAAAGUCCUGGUAACUUUUUGGGCCCAAAGGCAAAUUUUAAAAUAGAAACUGUUUGAAUAGUAGCGCAGUUCCUACCUCACAAAUUGGUGAAUUUUGCUUCAUUAACUGAUAGUUUCAUUUUAUUAUUUACAAAAUUAUUGAAUUUUUGAUCUUGAAUGCAAACAUAGCAAACAUAAAACAGUUUUUCGGGCCUGAAAAGUGUUCAGGUCUUUCAAGAAACAGGCCCCAGGUCCUUACAGAGACUUGUUCUUUAGAGACUGUGCAAACCAUCCCAAUUUAAGUUUUAACCUAGAGUUUUAAUUAAAUUGCUCUUGACUUUUCCCAGUGAUGUGAGAUAUUUGUUUUGAGGCUGGGACAUGGAAGGGUGAAAGGGUAGACUGCAGGGAAGGAGGAGACUCAGAGAGAAAGGCAGCUGUCAAUCAAAAGUUGUAUUAGGAGUUAGUGCAAACUUGUGUCUCCUCUUUCCUUUGCACUUACCUCUGGCUCUGCAGUCUGAGACAACUGAGAGUGAGUCAGGGUUUAAAGACCAUUUUAUUAUUAAAUUACAGUAAUUCUUAAAGUAAUUAAUGACAAAAACUGUUUAAAAAUAUUAUGUGCGCUUUGUAGGUCUGGAGCGUAGCAGUUAAUAAAAGUCAAGAUCAAAUUGUUUCGGGAGGUGCUGAUUCAGUAAUUAACGUCUGGAAGGUAAACAACUUUUACUAAUAAUCUGAACACAGCAGAAAAAGAAGCAUAAAUAACAGUUUCGAUUAUCAACAGAAAAUUUUUGUUGAUAAUUUCCGGGUUUGCAGGAAGUCUUUUUUGAGGGGAUAUUUUUUCUAUUUUAAUGAAGUACAUGUAUGGGCACGAAUGUAGGUAAGACCAUAUUGAUUGUACUACAACUACCAGAACUCUUCAGUCUUUCUUUAUCCUGUAGUCAUUGUGCAUCAAGGAUAUCCUUCAGCAUAAAACCUGAUGUGAAUACAGCACGAUAAGAUUGUGUUUUAACACAUGGGGCCCCAGCACUAGUGUAGGGUUGUUAUUGCUCCCCAGUGGGGGGGGGGGACCUCUGGAUUUCAAGUGAGGGGGAUGAUUGAAGGACUUUUUGGGUUUGAAUUUUUGAUUCUUCUGGGAUUAUUUUGUGGGUGGAAAAAUUUGGCAAGUAUUUUUGGGUGUCUUGAUUUAAGUAGGGAUAUUUUGGAUAUUCAAACAAUCCCAAGAUUCAUGAUGGUGACCACAUAUCUCCAAAAUUUAUGAGGCUUGGAAAUUCGACAUGGGAUUUUUUUUUGAGGUUUAUUUUUGGUCCAGGGAUUUUUGGGGGUUUUGAUAUUUGCUCCCAUUCGAUCAUCCCUGCAGUUUGAAAUCCAAAGUACCCUCCUUGGUAUUGCUCUCUCAGGUGUUUUGUCUUAUUGUCAUUUUUUUUCCUUUGCCAGGAUGUGAGUGAAACUGAGAAGGAAGAAGCACAAGCUGCAUUAGAAGAGAAUGUGCUAAAGUGAGUUCUGUGUGAUAUUAUUACAAUAAAUAUUAUCUUUGAAUCAUUUCAAUAGAACUAUUAAGACAAAGUGUUUCAACUUUCUGUUUACAGUCUAAUCUUAUGUUUAUCUUAAUCUGCUUAUCAGAGUUAUGUAAUUACAUUAAUUUAAUGAAAAGAAAGUUUGUCUGCUCUCUAUUCAAGAUGACAGAUUAAAUCUUGCAGCUGAUUGUAGACGAAAAGUUAGUUAUGUUGAUGAAUUAAUUUUUCGUGUACAAUAACAGUUGCUUGGUUAAUGUUCAAUGACUGGACAAACCUGUUGGCCUUCAAAAGAGCAAUCUGAUCGAAUUCAAAGAUGCAUGGAAAAGGAUCCAACCAUUGUAGUCUUAAUAUUGCUCUAUUAAUCAUGGAGAGGGAUGCUAACCAAUGUAGUUUUAAUGUUGCUUAUCACAGUUAAUGAACCAACCAUUGUUACGUAGUUAUAAUAUUGCUCGAUACUGUUGGUGAAAAGUGCUUGGAGGUUGUCAACCGAUUCGGUGAUAAUAUUGUCCCAUACUAAUCAAUAGUUAAAGAUGGCUAUAUUAAUGUAAUGGUAAAAUGUGGAUACUUUGAGAGACAACUUUUUAGGCCAACAGCAGAAAUUUAAAAUAUUAAAAGUUAAAACAAAUCCUAUUGAGCCAGUUUGAUUGUAAAUGAAAAUUUGGUUAUAUACUGCAAUUAUUACUAGAAACUGAAUCAACUUGUUAGCUGUGCUAAAGGUGCUUAGAUAAGUAUAUAUAGUAAUAAUAUAUAUUGAGGUAUACUGAUCAGUUAAGGUAUGUGGUCUGUGCUUGAGAGAGCGCUUGUCUUGAAAUUCAGAGUUCCCGAGUUCAAGUCCCUCCCUGACUGCCAGCUGGGUUUGUUCUCGGUAGUCCUGAGUUGAAAUCCUCGACCACACUUGCAAAAAGCCAGCUGGUUUGCCUCCAGCCAGUUGUGAUUCUUAACCCUGUUAUGUUUAGUGUAGAUUAUUUGUUUUAGCCAUAAAAUUAAUAUCCACUAGCAUUAGCGCUAUAAAAUAAUACUGCCGAGGGUGAGGGUGUAGCAGUUAUCAAUAUUGUUUCCUCUGUUCAUAAAUAUCUGUCUUUGAGAUUUCUUAGCUAAACCAAAGUGGAUGGAAUUAUCACUUAACAGCCGACAGCUAAGUUCUUUGUUGAUGCUUUUAAAAUACUGAAACUAAUAACAUACUAGAUUGGUUAAAUAAUAAUAAUAAUUAGUAGACUACAUUACUAACUGUAUAUUGGCAUUGAAAGUUAUUAAAUUAAUAUUAAGUGUACACAGACAACAGCGGCAUAUCAUGCAUGAAUCAUUGUGAUGUAUUUGUCUUGUAGACAGCAAGAGUUGUCCAAUCUCAUCGGUGGUAAGAAAUACCUUGAGGCUAUAGCUUUGGCUAUUACACUCAACCAGCCUUUUCGAGUUCUUAACAUCAUUAAAGGUAUCUGAUCUCAAACUCAAUUUUUUCCCUUUAUUUAAUUAAACAGAAUUAAAUUAUCACUUGACAAACCACAAAGAACCAUCUCUAGAGGGCUAAAAAUACAGUCAAACUCCACUCAAUGGAUACCCGCUUAAUGUGGACACCUCGUUAUCACAGGCCAUUUGCUUUGUCCCCAGGGAAAGAAAGCCCUUCCUUAUAUUUUCUCUAAAUUCAACCCACUUAAUACCCGUGGACACUUUCUAUGGCCCCCUCAGUGUCUCCUGUAUUAGGGGGGUUUGAUGGUAGAGUCUUAAGACAAGAUGUCACACCUCAAUUUCAGCAUUUGUAACCAUUCUGUAAUAAAAGCAGAAGGGAUCGGGCAAGUAAUAAUGAAAUAAUGUCCUCAAGAUUAAGUUGUCAAUAACUAACUGUGGCACUGAUAUUAUUAAGUUAUCUCACACAUUUCUUUUAGGUGUCCAUCCAUAGUACUAUUUUUUUGUAACUAUAAAGGUUAAAUAUUUUAACAAGAUGAAUAUUGUUGCCCCGGAGGGUUGGUUACUUGUACUCAAGCUGAUUUGGAACUUGAAUUUAGUUAGUGAUUAUAUGUUUGCACUUCACUGUAGAUGUUCUUCUUGUUCAGAAUGGAUUGGAAGAAUUAACAAAGGCUGUCACAUCUCUUAGGGAAGAUCAGCUUGGUAUGGCCAGUAUUAAGUCAGUUUUUAUUUUAGCUAGAUAAAUCGCUCUAAUAUACUUUCUUAAAAUUAUGCUGAAAAAAAUGACAUUGCUAAUUCUUCAAUCAUGAGUUUCCAUAUUUAUAUGAAAACUAAGCUUUAGGCUUAUCUUUUUAAGGAUGCAUUUUAUUUGUAAUUUUUAGCGUUAGCAUGAAUAUUAUUAGUAUUUGCUUAACUUGUUGUUAAAUGAUAAGGUAGAUUUUAACGUAAUUAAUAGUAGCAAAAGUAUUGUAAAACACCAUGGACAAUUAAUGGAGUAUGGUGGACCAUAAAUGCAUUUUAAUUUUUCAUUCAGUUUACCUUAUCUGUGUUGUAGAUGUCAUCUUAAGGUUUCUUGUGGAAUGGAAUACCAACUCCAAGAAUUGUCAUGUUGCCCAGACAGGUGAGAAUUGAUUUACUAUGGGUUGAAGGUAUCUUUUCAACCUGUCCCUUACGAAAUAUUAGAUAAUUAACAAAUACAAUACACAAUUAUUUCCGAAAUAUUAUGAUAGUACCAAUACGUUAAUUAUGGGGUGUAUCCUAGCUACCAUAGUUUGGAUUCUAUUAACUCUCUCUGAGAUCUUAUUUCCCCUCAGUAGUAGCCUGUUCCCCGGGGGGGGCACUUGGGUAUUUUUUGGGUGGGUAUGUGCCGCCCGGGACUCCAAAAUGGCACCCCGUUCUGGAAAAUAUUUCCCCUAAAAUUGAUACCCCGUUCUAGAAAUGGGCCAAUUUUUUAUACCCCGUUCUAGAAUUCGCCCCAAAACUGAUACCCCGUUCUAGAAAUGGGCCAAUUUUUUAUACUCCGUUCUAGGGUGCAACAAGAAUACAACGGUUUGCUUGUUAACGCAUUGAACCGUAUUUUUAAAAGCAAUCUGUCCUUGAAUACUUUCAAAUGGCUGCCAACAAAAAUGGAGCUUUCGUGCGUUCGAAAUAAAUAUACCCCAUUCUAGAAAACGCCUCUGAAAUGGAUACCCCGUUCUAAAUCAGGAGCUUCAAAAUCACGACCCCUUUGGGCGGCACAUACCCGUAUAUGUAAUGUAUGGGAGUACCCCCCCCCCCCCGGGCCUGUUCCAGGCUCUCAGAUAGUAGGGAAGGCAUGAAAGAGCAGGGAAGACGUUAGCGUGGGACCAGGCUCUGCAGUCCCAAAUAAAAUCAACUUUUGGGCUUGUUGAUAAUUUCACCAUUACAGUUAUAAUGACUCUUGAUGGUGACUGUACCUCAUGUAACACAAAGUAUGUCCUGAGCCAUGCCCAUGAUUUGUGUAUCAGGGGAGGGCUGGGUUGAUAUGGGAGAGACUGUAAAAAUGACGGUUUCCAGAUUUAGAUGUCCAGAGGGGUUGGCAUCUCCGUUACCCCCCUGAAAGUUUAUAGCUGAGCGAGUGACAAACUGAAUUGCCAACGAGAACUACCGUAAAUUGAUCUGCAGUUCACGGUCAAAAAUCAAAUUGGUAGUUCUUUUCUUGACAUGCUUAAGUUGUAUGUACAUGCAGCACCACCUUUAUGUAACUUGAGCUGUGUAUAUUUUUCUUUUUAGUUCUGUCAAUUAUUCUUAAAAACAAGACACCAUAUGAGUUGAUGAACAGGUCGAAUAUGAAAGAGACUGUGGAGGCUCUCAUCCCUUACAGUGGUUUGUUUUUUGUUCACAGUAAUUGUUUUUCCACUUGUUUGUACAGCCAAGGGCUUUGCUGGAAACUUUUAUGUCACACAACUUGUUUUAAGUCAUUUGCUUUCCUUUGUACUAUGUAAUAAAAGUUAUCCCUAGCAAGGAACCAAAGGAAUCAAGACCGAACCUUUUUAGAGUUAAUUUGGAGUACUUAGCAAGUUGCUGUUGUUUUUUCUCCAGCGAUCAUAUUGGCUGCAUGGAAAAGUCUAAUAGCCUGCAAAUGCGGACAUAUUUCUGGUCGUCGCUUCACCUUCUCUCUGAAGAGAAGGGAUGAGCAAAAAUAGGUCUGCGUUCGCGGGCCAACAGCCUUUCACAAGAACAAGUUAUUACACGGUUGUACCAAUGAGACCAAUAACAAAUCCUUUUGGUCAAUGUUUCAGGAGCAAAGAAAAUCUAUUGCUCAUCCUUUACCAACCAACACUUGUUGUUCCUCCUAGUAAUGAUCCCCUUUUAAUAAGCAAUUGAAACAGGGAUGUCUAUUUAACAUUGAUUUAAGCUAACCGAAUUUAUUCAUCAUUGCAGAAAAGCACUUUCAAAGGAUGAAUCGGCUUUUACAGGCAAGUUUGAGCUGUAAAGUGUUACGUUAGUUUCGUCUGUUUUGCCAGAACGUCAUGCUACAAGAGUUAAUAUAACUUACACUUGUACACUUUGUGAUAUUGCAUGAAAAAUAAUGCAGGUUAUGUCAAAAUUGGUUGAAUGAUCCAUAUUUUUGUGGCCGUGUACCAGUGUUCAUUGCAUUUUAAGGCAGAACAUUGCAAUCGCGAUCACCAAAGGAGUUAGUGCAUAUUCCAAAGCUUGAUACAGGGCAUGCAUUAUCAAAGAUCUCUUGCAGAUUUUUGUAAUCAUUGCACAAAUGGCAAGUCACACCACAUUUUUUUUUAUUUCUUUGAAAAUGACAUUGUGGUGUAACUUCACCUGUUUGAGAUGCUCCCGCACGUAAACGUUUUUGUCAUAAAUUGUCGGCAGUUUUAAUUUUAUAAGACAAAUGAACUUGUUUGGAUCAGGACUGUAGUGUAUGAUGUUGCAUUGAUUACGGCCAUUGCGAAAAAGCUUUCAAAAACAAACUGUCUUCAAUUUUGAGUUAGGUUUGGUCUAUUCCUUAAUUUGCUGGCCUCUUCUUGUUCAUUAGUUCUUAUUUUUUUCAACAGCAAAUGGAGUUCAUUGAGUACACCUGGCAAUCAAUGAAGCUUUCAGCUCCUCUCACCAGUCUCCCUCAGUAAACGUCAUUUUAUUGUUUAUUCUUUGUUUUGUGUAAUACAGUUCACUUUGCCAGUUUAGCUCCUCUCACCAGUCUCCCUCAGUAAACGUCAUUUUAUUGUUUAUUCUUUGUUUUGUGUAAAGCGAUCACAGUUCAAAAUUUGCCAGUUUAUGAAUAUAUCGUUUUUUUCCUCAUAAUCAACCUGAAACUGAAUGAAAAAUCCAUAUUUAGUUUAGUUGCAUUUAGUUGAAAUUUAUUUUAUUUAACUCCUCUUUUCCUUACUAUCGGUUAACAAAUUCAAACGUUUCCUCUUAAAUUUCUUUACAAAACACAUGGUAAACGCUUCAUUGUAAUUGAGACACUCAGGAGAUCAGGAUUGCAUCAUGUUACUUCAUUUUAUUUAUAUUGAUGUUUAAUUCCUUGAUGUUUAACAUUCCCCAGCAGCAGCCUUAGCUUGGGCUACGGUGAUAUGAUCACUUCGUGAAAAAGUCACUGUUGUUGAUUUUAGGAGCAUUGGAGAACCAUCACAAGUUGUAUCUACUAGCAGUGGUGCUGAGGACUGCAGACUACCCAGGAUUACUGAUAACUCACCAGAGGAUCAUCAGGCAUCUGAAAACAUUGAUUUACCAUCCUCUCCAGUGGAAGUAAACUACACAAAUGGCCGACAUACUCAGGAAACCUCAGAAGAAGAAGAGGAAAUGAAUAGAGAACACAUGGCUGAUAUUGAAGGAGAAACAGAGAUACAUGUCAUGAAAAAGCGCAGGAAAACAAAGAAGCUUCAUGAGGUAUUAUGAGCAGCGACAAGGAUAUUUGACUCAGGUGUACAACAGGGGAGGUUAUAAUUUUCCCAAAGGAAAGAAGUGGGUUCAAAGCUUGUUGAAGCUCUGAAUUUUCUUAAGGCUUCUUUUUGCAAUGUAACAAGUUCAAUGUAAGCUUUAACGCGCAUUCAUUCUCUGAUUCUGAACACCUGGAACAGGCUUUUGAUAUUAUGACUUUAUCAUUGUUGCUCUCACCAGUAGUGACUUGUUCAGGUUUGGUAUGUGAAUCCACAAGAUUGCAUACUGUAUAUGCUGGUAUUUUGUGAUACUAACUGAGGAACGUUUUUGUUGUUAUUUAUAGGAGGUUCCACAAGAAAGGAAGAAAGCCAAACAUAAAAUACAGCAAAAAAAGACAAAGAAAAUGAGAACUGAAACCAAGAAAGAACAGCACAAAAAAAAGCGAAAAACAAAAACUGCCUAAAAAUUCUUUAUUAGAUAUCUCUCUUUGAAUUCAUGUAAAUUAUUUUUCAAAUUCGAUAAUGCCAUGCAUCAAUAAAUAUGUUCAUAUGAAAAUCUUAAAAUAG